AUGGGUUUGCCAGGUGUUGUCGCUACAGCCUUGGGUCUUGUGCUGGUCGUGACCCAGAUACGGACCAGCCAGUCUUUUCAAGAGAAAAGCGAUUGUGCAAGUGAUGGUCGCUACAUGUGUCGAAAUGGUAGCUGUAUUCCUUACAGUUUGAAAUGCAAUGGUGCUGCCGAUUGCUUCGGGCAGAGCGAUGAGUUGUAUUGUGAUAAAUAUAUCAUUGAAUACAAUCCGUUCUUCGACGUGCGUCUCAACGACUCUUCCGUUAUGCAGCAAAGUACGGUAGAUACACCUGAGACUUGUGCACGGCUGUGUCGGGAAUGGACUCCCGAUCCGAACGACCAAUGCGUUGCCUUUGAUAUCUCCGUUUACAAUUCUUAUUACCUGUGCAAGCGCGCCAGAAAGGGAUACGAAUUGGUGCCUAAUGAAGAAGAAGGAUACGUCCACUUCGCACCAGAUCAUAACUUCCCAACAGAGGAUAACGAUUGUGAAAGUGAUGGUCGCUACACGUGUCGACGUGGUGCCUGUGUUCCUCAUAGUUCCAAAUGCAACGGUGCUCACGAUUGCUACGGGAGGAGCGACGAGUUGUAUUGUGGUGAGUUUGCAGACUCUUGUUAUAAGUACUUGUUAGCACCAUAG
Molecule: messenger RNA, 633 nt
Organism: Patiria miniata (bat star)
Lineage: Eukaryota; Metazoa; Echinodermata; Asteroidea; Valvatida; Asterinidae
Product: low-density lipoprotein receptor class A domain-containing protein 3-like
Exons: 4
Coding region: 1-633 (210 amino acids)
Cellular component (GO): plasma membrane
Molecular function (GO): protein binding
Source: RefSeq, a predicted model, not a curated record